GAAGAAGUUCUACUUGUUUUUAGCUAAUUGCGGCGUGGCGUAUUCUCGGUGGAAACAGCUCAAACUAUAACAUGUCCCCAGUGCCACUAUGUGUGUCCUCUAAAGCUGUUUGAUUUCAUUUGGUGGAAACGGCUACAUAAAAGCACCAAGCCGAGGGUAGUGUGUCAGAGGGAUCAGCGACCAAUGGGAGAUCAUUUUCCAAUUUGUCUUCUCUGGUGUCCCGCCCUGUCCCUUUUGCUCUCUCUCUCCUCCCGAUUAUUGUAUGGGUAGGAGAGCACCAUCUCGACUCAUAUUCUGCGUUCUGCAGUUUGACAGGCUGUUCCUCAAAGAAUCCCAACGGCUUUUUUCAGUACACCUGCAAGCAGGAUGCAGCGUUUCAGAGAAGGCAUCCACAUCCGCGCCAUGAAAGCCAAGAGGAAAGUGGAGGAGAUCUCCAAAGAGGACAUCCAGACUUUCCUAAAAAAGAAUGCCUUUGUUCUGUUCACGGUCGGUGCAGUGAUUGCAGGGAUCAUUUUGGGCUUUGCGUUGCGUCCCUACAAGAUGUCCUAUCGAGAGGUGAAGUACUUUUCUUUCCCUGGAGAGCUACUGAUGAGAAUGCUGCAGAUGCUUCCUUCUGCCGUCAGGUACGCUCCCAUUGGUAUCCUGUUCCUCAUUGCGGGAAAAAUAGUGGAGAUGGACGAUCUUACGCAAAUGGGUGGCCAGUUGGGCAUGUACACCAUCACAGUCAUCAUUGGUCUGAUGAUCCAUGCCAUUCUUAUUCUUCCCACCCUGUAUUUUGUCAUCACUCGGCAGAACCCUUUCAUUUUCAUUGCCGGGCUCUUGCAAGCUCUGGUCACGGCAUUGGGUACCUCUUCCAGCUCGGCCACCCUCCCCGUCACGUUCAAAUGCCUGGAGGAAAACAACAAAAUCGACAAGCGGAUCACUCGCUUUGUGUUGCCGGUGGGUGCCACCAUCAACAUGGACGGCACCGCUCUCUAUGAAGCGCUGGCGGCCAUUUUUAUUGCCCAAGUCAACAAUGUGGAGAUGAACUUUGGACAGAUCAUUACCAUCAGCAUUACAGCAACGGCAGCGAGUAUUGGAGCCGCUGGGAUCCCGCAAGCAGGCCUGGUCACCAUGGUGAUUGUGUUGACCUCCGUUGGACUUCCGACUGAUGACAUCACUCUGAUCAUUGCGGUGGAUUGGUUUCUCGACCGCCUGCGUACCACCACCAAUGUUUUGGGGGAUUCCAUUGGAGCAGGCAUCAUAGAGUUCCUCUCUCGGCACGAGCUUCGCAGCAAGGAUGUGGAGAUGGGAAAUUCUGUCCUGGAAGAGCGAGAGAGGAAGAAACCUUACAAACUCAUUUCACAGGAUAGUGACUUGGAAAAUGACAAACGCGGUCACAACGAAUCAAGCAUGUAGUUCUUCAUCAAUAGCUGCGCCAGCUUUUGAACAUGUACAACCGAUGCCGCUUUGUUUUUGCGAAGUCUCGCUUUGAAUUCACACCACGAUUGGUUUUUACGUUGUUCCACAAAAGGCACAUUGAAUACAUUCCUCUUCCAGCCAAAAUAACCCAGACUGGUUGCUUUAAUUACAUAGUCUAGGACUGCUGUUUUUUUUUUUAAAUACUUAUUACAUGAAUGAAUGCUAAUUGAUGUAAUGUCAUAUGAUCUUCAUGCAAGGAUUGUGUGCGUGUGUUUGUGUGUGUGUGUUUGUGUGGGCGUGCGUGCAUGCACGCGUAGCUUUGUGGCCAAUUAGGUACUGUAAUUGGAGUGAAGUGCCGCAAUGUAUUUUUAAAAUAAAGCCAAAAACACUUAAAAAAGCAGGCUGAGGGUUAGAACUGUAUCAGACUAUACUGAUUUUUUUUCACCAAUCGUUCUUAUCGCUUUAAAUAUUGUUGUGCGUAACUUCCUUCAAGGCUUUCGAUUAGUCUACUAUGGCCUCUUAUUGCUAUUUAAUAUUACUAUGUUAAAAAUGCAUGUGUGGACGUUGACAUUUUUAAUCAACCCAGACAAAUAAACACGAUACGGGAGGCAAUCCCUUUCAAGACUGUUGGAUGGAAACUAUUAAUAUUUUAUCGCAAAAUAAAGUUACGUUUGCAUUGUCUACGUUUUGUGCUAUGGUUCUUGUGUUUCUAUGGCC
Messenger RNA from Hippocampus comes (tiger tail seahorse), 2118 nucleotides. RefSeq names its product excitatory amino acid transporter 1-like. The transcript is spliced from 7 exons. Gene Ontology annotation, cellular component: plasma membrane. The record is from RefSeq and is a predicted model, not a curated record. The coding region runs from base 367 to 1398 and encodes 343 amino acids. Gene Ontology annotation, biological process: L-glutamate import across plasma membrane; D-aspartate import across plasma membrane; L-aspartate import across plasma membrane. NCBI's taxonomy places the organism in Eukaryota, Metazoa, Chordata, Actinopteri, Syngnathiformes, Syngnathidae. Gene Ontology annotation, molecular function: neutral L-amino acid transmembrane transporter activity; L-glutamate transmembrane transporter activity; glutamate:sodium symporter activity.